AUGGCGGAAAAUUCCGCGCAAGCCACUCCUCCGGCGCUUGUGGCGGAAGCUACAGUGGUGAAUUCUGUCUUCGCCGCGUGGGGGAGCGGGCCCGCGCCAGCUGCGGCAGCGGCUGUUGCGCCUGAAGCGCCUGUAGAGGCUGUAGCCCCUGUAGCCCCCGAAGAGCCUCCAGCCCCUGUAGCGCGGACGCCGCCACUGCGCACGCCGACGCCGGACGUCACCUACUCGCUGCCUCACGCCGUCGUGGCGACUCGUGCGCGCGCCGCAACGGUGCGCCUGCGAUGCGGGCGGCGAAUUGCGUAUCUGGAGAAAGGGAUGGGCGCAGCACAGGCGACGCGGACGCUGCUGGUGCUGCAUGGCCUGGGAUCGUCGCGACUCGCCAACAUGCCAGGAGUGACGGACGAGCUUCUGUGCUCUUUCGGUGUCCGGCUGGUGGCCAUCGAUCGCCCAGGGUACGGCCAGUCCGACCCUGCGCCAGCCCUCUCGCUGCACUCCUUCUGUGCGGACCUUGAGGAGCUGGCGGAUCUGCUCUCGCUGGGGCACAACAGGAGGAGCGUACUGCUGGGCGGCAGCGCACUACAUUCCCCACCGCAUCCUGGGAAUCGCCAUGUGGGGCGCCCCUUCAGCUCAUUCUACUGGCAGGGAAUAUCAGAGCAGGAUAGGGAGGCCAUGUUCGCCGGCAUGACGCCCCACUCCCGCCGCUCCCUCCGUCUCGGCCGCUACGCCCCUCUCUGGCUCAUCCGCCUCUUCAUUCGCAACUUCAUCGUUCCCUUCUCUGCGCUGCAGCACAGCCUCUCACACGCCGACCGCCAGUACCUGCUGCGCGCGCAGGGCGCACAGGCGCUGCUGAACGACAAUAUCGAGUCGCUCCUUAUGGGAGCGGCAUGGCGAGGGCAUGGCCAAGGACGUUGA
Messenger RNA from Closterium sp. NIES-65, 912 nucleotides. Lineage: Eukaryota; Viridiplantae; Streptophyta; Zygnematophyceae; Desmidiales; Closteriaceae. The record is from the annotation of a GenBank genome assembly.